AGCGAGCGUUCUGAUUGGCUACUGUACACCGACCAGCAACAAAAACAAGCGGAGCGACCUGGACGGCGCUCGGUAGGACAAGCCAGCAAUAUUCAGCAUACUUUCAUACGUUUACACGGUGUUUCAGUUUGUGGCCUCAAGUCCUGGUGAGGGCUUGUCUAGGGAAACCCAGCCCAAGACCCGGAAGGCCUCGGGACUAGAUUUAGGCUUCAUGCCUGAGUUCCACCUCCAUCUGGAUGACUUGGGGGGCUCAGACACAGAACACAGAGGCUGUGUGUAGCCAUUUGGUGUCCAGAGCUGGACUGCAGCAGGACCUUCAACCUUUAGUUGGGAGAGCGAGAGACGAGAAGACAAAUGGAGUCCGAGGACGAAGGAGGACGCACUCUGGUGCAAGUCAUCAGUGAGAAAUACAGCCCAGACAACUUCCCAUACUGCAGAGGGCCCGGUGUUGGUGUGGUGAUCCGCACCAGUCCUCAUGGUUCACCUGUCAAAGAUCGUCUAAAUCUACCCUGUGUGUUGGUUCUGGAUGGUUGUGGAAUCAGUCAUGCUGGAGAUGAAGAGGAGGUGGCCAGAUUUUGCUCUCAUGUGGUGGAGUUGGACCUGUCUCACAACCAGUUUAAAGACUGGGCAGAGAUAAGCAAGAUCCUAUCUAACAUCCCUCACCUGGACUUUCUGAAUCUCAGUAUGAAUCCUCUGAAGGGGUCCAACCUGGAGCCUGGAGGUGCUGAAGCAUUCUCAGGGUUACGUCGCCUUGUGCUCAACAACACACACGUCUCCUGGGACAUGGUGCACACACUCACACAGGAGAUCCCUGAGCUGGAGGAGCUGUUCCUGUGUCUGAAUGAGUAUGACUGUGUGAACUUGUCUACAGUAGCCUGCUCUUCCCUGCGCCUACUGCACAUCACUGAUAAUCAGCUUGAGCAGUGGGGCGAGGUGCGCAAGCUGGGCCUCAUGUACCCUGGACUGGCCUCUCUCAUCUUGGCAAACAACUCGCUCUCGUCCAUCCUUGAGCCUGAAGACUUGCUGCAACGCCUCUUCCCCAAUCUGCACAGUAUCAAUCUGCACAACUCAGGCCUAAGCCGCUGGGAGGAUAUUGAGAAACUGAAUUUCUUCCCAAAGCUUCGGGAAGUUCGUCUGAUGGGUAUUCCCUUGCUGCAAACCUACACUGACCAGGAGAGACGCUACCUUAUGGUAGCACACUUGCCUUCUGUGACUGUUCUGAAUGGAAGUGUUGUGACAGACGGGGAGAGAGAGGACGCAGAGCGCUUCUACAUCCGCCACCACCUGGACUGUCCUGAGGAUGAGUUACCACAAAGGUUCCACACUCUGGUGGCCCGUUAUGGGCACCUGGCACCACUGGCGGAUGUGGACCUGCGACCAUUAAGCUCUGCCCAGGUGGAGCUACGAUUUGGUGACCACUCUGAGCAGCUGGAGCUCCGGCUGGACCAGACCGUGGCCGACUUAAAGAAGCAGCUCAGGCCUGUGGUGCAGCUACCAGUUAACAAGAUGCGUGUUUACUUUAUUGAUCAGCAGCUAGGCUAUGCUCUAGCACCUCAAGAGCUCAAGUAUGGAGGCCGAGCCCUUCAUUCCUACAGCAUACGAGAUGGAGACGAGAUCCUGGUGGUGCCCAAAACCCCUCCACUCCUGAACCUGUGUGGAUGGUACCCAGUUGGAUGGGACUGGAAGGCUGAUGCCACAGGUGAGGUGCUGAGCUUCCAUCCUUUGAAGGCAGCUUUCUCUCAGGAUACCCUCUAUCCCUACGGACCAGCCUUUAGGGACUUAGAAACCCCAAAGAUGGAUGAUGGCAGUUCAACAGAAAUUCCUCUACUAAUUCCAUUUAUGUUCUUCAAUGUCCCCUACCGCUCCCUAUAUAUAAACAACAACGGCGUGAUCUCCUUCAACAUUCCAGUAAGCCAGUUCACUCCUGAGGCUUUCCCCCUCAGUGACAGCCGGUCCUUUAUUGCUCCCCUAUGGGCCGACGUGCACAAUGGUAUUCGCGGAGACGUGUACUACCGUGAGGUGAUAGAGCCAGAGAUCCUGGAGAGAGCCACUCAGGACGUCAGGAAAUAUUUAAAGAACAUGGCAUCCUUUACUGCCACCUGGGCCUUCAUCGCCACCUGGAGCCAGGUCACCUUCUAUGGCGGCAGCCAGACAACACCGGUGAACACAUUCCAGUCAGUAUUAAUCUCAGAUGGAGUGUCAUAUUUUGCCAUGUUUAAUUAUGGAGAAAUCACAUGGAGCACAGGGACAGCUAGUGGGGGAGACCCUCUUACUGGCCUGGGAGGAACAACUGCACAGUCAGGUUUCAAUGGUGGCGAUGUUAGCCACUUCUUCAACCUCCCUGGCUCCCGCUCAAAUGAUGUGGUCAAUAUUGAGCAGACAACAAAUGUCAACCUGCCUGGCCGCUGGUUCUUCCGUGUUGACGCAGACCAGAUUGACCCAGCCAAUGGCUGCAGCUAUAAUGGGCGGUAUUAUCGACGUGGGGAGGUAUUUUGGCUGUCGGACCAGUGUUCUCAGCGCUGCAGAUGUUUGGAUGUGGACAAUGAAGUCAUUUGCCAGGAGGCUCCAUGUGGCCAGUUGGAGACAUGUGAGCAGCAAGAGGGCGCCUACUACUGUCAACCCACCCGAACAAGCACUUGUGUAGUAUUUGGAGACCCACACUACCACACAUUUGAUGGCUUCCUCUACCACUUCCAAGGUACCUGUUCAUAUCUAUUGGCACGUCCAUGCUGGGAGGUGCCUGGUCUCCCAUCUUUCAGUGUUGAGGCCAAGAAUGAAAACCGAGGCAUGGCGUCUGUGUCUUGGCUAAGAGAUGUCACUGUGGAGGUGUAUGGCCAUCGAGUCACGUUGCCCAAAGGAACGUUGGGCACUGUACAAGUGGACAGCCUCUUGAAGACUCUACCUGUCCAACUCCAGUUAGGUGCUGUCAAGGUGUACCAGUCUGGUGUUGCAGUUGCUUUGGAAACUGACUUUGGUCUCUUAGUCACAUAUGAUGGGCAACACUAUGCUUCCAUCUCCCUCCCCAGCUCCUACUUCAAUAACACUUGCGGCUUGUGUGGUAACUACAAUGAUGAUCCUGCUGAUGACCCUGUUUUGCCAGAUGGUUCACUAGCGGAGAGUGUUGUUGAAUUGGGUGGUAGCUGGCGAGCAGAGGACACUGAUUUCCGCUGUACAGAUGGUUGUGCCCAGAACUGCAGCAUAUGUGAACCAGCUGCUGAAGCCUUCUACUUUCGGCCUGACUACUGCGGUCUCAUUAAUAAGACUGAUGGGCCUUUCAGAGAUUGUCGGGCUGUGGUGGACCCCACUGCAUUUGUCUACAGCUGCGUGUAUGAUAUGUGCAGCAAUCGGGACAAUAUUACAACACUCUGUCAGGCUAUACAGGCAUAUGCUUUGGCUUGUCAGGCAUUGGGGGUCACCAUCAGACCCUGGAGGUCACGCUCCUUCUGUGCAUUGACAUGUCCAGAAAACAGCCACUACCAGGUCUGCACCAGCGCUUGCCCGGCCUCCUGCUCAGACCUGACCUCUCACCUGUACUGCACACAUCCAUGUACAGAAGGUUGCCAGUGUGACCAGGGAUUUGUGCUGAGUGGUAGCCGAUGUGUACGACGCUCUGAAUGUGGCUGUGAGCGCAAUGGCCUCUACUAUGCCCUCAAUGAGACCUUCUGGGCAGGUGAGGGGGGAGAGGUGGGCAGCGAGUGUUUCCAGCGCUGCGUGUGUGGCUCAGCAGGUGAGGUCACCUGCUUUAAUGACUCCUGUCGAGAGGGCGAGGUAUGCACAGCAGAAGUAGGGUUGCUAGGAUGUUACCCUCGUAGAGAGGCUGUGUGUUCACUGUCUCAGACACACGUCUUGGCCACGUUCGAUGGGUCAUCCAUGCCUUUCCCAGACGAGAGCUCUUUCUACCUAGUAAAGACUUUGGGCCGACUGCCGGUCAACGUGUCAGCAGUGGAGGUGAAGAUUGGAAGGAAGUUGGUGAAUAAAGGUCCCACCUGGAUAAGGCCUGUAGUUAUCAGGGUUGCGCACCUGGAAACACAGAUAGGUGGCUCUGAUUUCGACCUCAUAAAGUUAAAUGGUGAGCCAGUGAUCCUUCCAUAUGUCCACCCACUGGAACCUCUUAUGGUGUACCGUGCUUCCAGUAAUACGACUGUAGUGGAAUGGACAGGUCUAAUUAGUGCUCGUUACUCCCGCCAAGGCUUCGUCAAUAUCACCCUCUCCACUGUCUUCUACAACUCCACCUGUGGCCUCUGUGGCUUCUUUAAUGGAGACCCAUCCGAUGACUUCCGUCUGCCGAGUGGAAGGCAGGCUGACACAGCUGACCAGUUCAUUGAAGGCUGGAGAGCCAUUGCUGAUGACCUGACGUGUAAUGGUGACUGUGAUGACCUGUACCGCAUGUGUACAGACCUGCGGUUGUAUCAGAGCCCAUGGCUUUGUGGCAACAUAAAUGACCCAGGGAACAGUUCUUUCCUUGCUUGCCACUCAGCUGUCAACCCCUCACCCUUUUUCAGGAAUUGCCUGUAUAACAUGUGUGUAAAAGAGGGCAACCGCUCUGCCUUGUGUUCUUCUCUGCAGGCCUAUGCUUCUGCAUGUCAAGAUGCCCAGAUCAAUCUGGGGCCCUGGAGGAGUGCCACCAAUUGCCCGCUGCCAUGUCCGGAGAACAGCCACUUUGAUGAGUGCACCACGGCAUGCCCACUGACCUGUGAGAACCUGGACGAGCCAGAGGAACCAUGUCCAUUCCCUUGCUCUGAAGGCUGUCAGUGUGAAGAGGGCUAUGCUCUCCGUGAUGGUCUUUGUGUGGCCCGGAGUGACUGUGGCUGUUUCUACCUUGGCCGACAACUGGCCACAAAUGAGACCUUCUGGACCGACUGGGAAUGCCAAGAGCGCUGCUUCUGCAAUGGGACUGAUAACAGUGUGUACUGCACCUUCUCCCCAUGCCAGCCAGAGGAAUACUGCCAAGAGAAUGAGGGGCUGUUUUUUUGCCAGCCUCGGACUGAGGCUAUGUGUGUGGUAGCUGGAUAUGGACACUUUUUACCCUUUGGAGGUGUACCAUUUGACCUUCAAAGCAGCUGCACACUUCGCUUGGUGACUACGGAUGCAGAGAUGGGUCCAGGUGGCCUACCUCGGUUCCAGCUCUCAGCCCGUAAUGAGGAGCGGGACACAGGGCAGGCCAUCUGGGUGCGAGGCUUUGUAUUGGAUGUGUAUGGUUAUGAGAUAGAGGUGUCAAGGAGCUUCAAACAUACAGUCACGGUAAACAAAGAGCGUUUAUACCUGCCCUUGAAGUUGGGCCCGGGAAAAGUGAAUAUAUAUACCCUGGGCUUACAGUUACUGGUGGAGACUGACUUUGGACUGAAGGUGGCAUUUGACUGGAAUACCCUACUGCUGCUUUUUCUGCCCCGUAGCCUCUUUAAUGCCACUUGUGGGUUGUGCCAGGGAAUGCCAGUGUCUGGUCCUGCCCUUAGUGUCAGUGAAUGGGGUAUGAUUUGGGCAGAGCGUGACACCUUCUGUCAAGUUGGGUGUGGGGACUCCUGCCCUCGCUGUGGAUUGGUUGAAAGAGGCCUAGCAGCAGUGAGGCUGUGUGGACUUAUUAUUGAUCGUGGAGGUGUUUUUGCCCGGUGCCACAGCAAAGUGGCACCAGCGUACUUCUACCAGAGCUGCCUGCAGGAUACAUGUGUGGACCAGGGAGCACGAGAGACUAUCUGUAACUGGUUACAGAUUUACUCCAGUACAUGUCAGACACAGGGAGUGCCUGUAAUUGGUUGGAGGAGCUCUACUCCCUGUGUGCUAUCAUGCCCAAUGAACAGUCAUUACUCCAGCUGUAUGAUGGCAUGCCAGCCCCAGUGUGCGCCAGCGCGAGGCCAGAGGGACUGCAACCAGCACUGUGUGGAGGGCUGCCCGUGUGACCAGGGCUAUGUGCUCAAUGGCAAGAGUUGCAUUCUUAAUCAGAACUGUGGCUGCUACACUGAUGGCAAGUACUAUGAGCCUAAACAGUUGUUCUGGAACAGUGAUUGUACCAAGCGUUGCCAGUGCAUUGGUCGGAACCUGAUCCAGUGUGACCCACGUCGCUGCAAGGCCGAAGAAGAGUGUACAUUGCGCCAUGGUGUCCGGGGAUGCUUCGUCCGCCGCAAUCAGCACUGUGUAGCUUCAGGUGGUGGAGUUUUCCGCACGUUUGAUGGUGCCUCCCUCCGCCUGCCUGCCUCCUGCUCAUUUGUCCUAUCCACCAUCUGUCACAAGCUGCCUGAGCUAUCCUUCCAACUUAUUGCCAACUUCGACAAAUGGAGCACACCCAACCUCACCACCAUUUCCCAUGCCUACCUUUACAUCAAUGAGGAAAACAUCCUCAUUUCUGGCAGCACCGUCAAGGUAAACGGGACGCCUGUGUCGGUACCUUUUGUAACGGGCCUAAUGACCCGAGUCUCCACAUCUGAGGGCUUUCUGGUUAUCGACACUCCACAGGACAUCCAGGUUCGGUAUAAUCGCUUCAACACACUCAGCAUCACCAUGGGACCACGGUUGCAGAACAAGGUGUGUGGACUGUGUGGGAAUUUUAAUGGUGACCCCACUGAUGAUUACAUCACCUCUCGUGGCAAACCAGCUGUUAGUGCCCUGGAGCUUGCCCAAAGCUGGAAAACCAACGGUAUGCAGAACAGCUGUGAUGAGACUCAGUAUGUGGCUCUGGCCCAGUCCUGUGACAACACGGCCAUCCUAGAUCUACAGGGGGAGGACAGCUGUCUAAAACUCACCCAGCUGAAGGGCUUCUUCCAGCCGUGUCAUGGCCUGCUGGAUCCCGGGCCCUUCUACCAGUCCUGCUACCUGGAUGGCUGCUACAACCAUCGCAAGGCCCAAGUGUGUGGUUCCAUGGCCGCCUAUGCUGAGGCCUGCCGCUCUUUUGGCACUCUCACCACCAAGUGGAUUGCCCAGGAGAACUGCUCAGAAUGGAUCUAUGACCCCUGUGCAGGAGAGAUCUGCACAAACAAUACAUGUGAGCAGGAGAAUGGAGGAGACCUGUGUGGCUGCCCAGAACUGCCCAGCACUGAUAUUGGUGAGGACGACAUUAUCCAGGCCGAGGUAACAUGCAAACAUGCACAGAUGGAGGUGUCCAUCUCUAAGUGUCGUCUUUUCCAGCUGGGCUUUGAGAGGGAAGAUGUGCGCAUAAAUGACCAGCGCUGUCCUGGUAUUGAGGGAGAAGACUUCAUCUCCUUCCACAUCAACAACACAAAGGGACACUGUGGCUCCAUUGUGCAGUCAAAUGGAACCCACAUUAUGUACAAGAACACAGUGUGGAUCGAGAGCGUGAAUAACACAGGGAAUGUAGUGACACGUGAUAAGACCAUCAACGUGGAGUUCUCCUGCGCCUACGAGCUGGACAUUAAGAUCUCCUUGGAGACAGUGCUCAAGCCCAUGCUGAGUGUUAUAAACCUCACUCUUCCGACCCAGGAGGGAAACUUCAUCACUAAAAUGGCGCUGUACAAAAAUGCAUCUUACCGACAGCCAUACCGAGAGGGCGAGGUUGUGCUUAGCACGAGGGAUGUCCUCUUCGUGGGCGUGUUUGUGGAGGGGGCUGAUGACAGCCAGCUCAUCCUCAUAGUAAACAUGUGCUGGGCCACGCCAUCCCGCUACAGCAGUGACCGCCUCCGCUAUAUCAUCAUAGAGAAAGGGUGUCCCAACAUUAAGGACAACACUAUAGGCAUGGCCGAAAAUGGCGUGUCCCUGACCUGCCGCUUUCAUGUCACUGUGUUUAAGUUCAUCGGAGACUAUGAUGAGGUUCAUCUGCACUGUGAUGUCACAUUAUGUGACUCCGAGACCAACGCGUGCAAAGUGAACUGUCCACACAACAAAAGGAGCUAUUCAGACUAUAGCCAGCAAAAAGAGCACAUAUUGACGGUGGGACCAAUUAGAAGACGAGAGUCGGACUGGUGUGAAGAGGGUAAUGGUGGUUGUGAGCAAAUCUGCACCAGUCAGGUAACUGGACCUGUGUGCAGCUGUGUGACAGGAAUGCUGCAGAGAGAUGGAAAGAGCUGUCGUGCUACCAGCUCCAGCAAUGAUCUCCAGCCCCUGGCUCCCUUGGUUGCCAUUGGCGUUGGCGUCGCACUCCUGAUGCACACACACACCUCCAUGCUUUUCUCGUAACGCUAACUGAACCAUGGCCACACAAAGGAGAAGGGGAGCAAUGGCAAAAAACAAGAGAGGCAGAAAGAGAGAAACAGAGAGAAAGAACAAAAAGAGAGGAGUGCAUGUAAUAACCAUACACUGCAGGCCAGAGGAGCGCUAAACAUCACCAGCAGCUUUUUUCUAUCUGCAAAGAACUGUGACCAAACCCCACAAAGCUGUGGAAGCCAAUGUCCAGCUGUAUGAACGCACUCC
Molecule: messenger RNA, 8355 nt
Organism: Pygocentrus nattereri (red-bellied piranha)
Lineage: Eukaryota; Metazoa; Chordata; Actinopteri; Characiformes; Serrasalmidae
Gene: tecta
Product: tectorin alpha
Exons: 36
Coding region: 355-8121 (2588 amino acids)
Biological process (GO): cell-matrix adhesion
Molecular function (GO): protein binding
Source: RefSeq, a predicted model, not a curated record